This is a messenger RNA of Coccidioides immitis RS, 1911 nucleotides long. Its product is annotated as T-complex protein 1 subunit epsilon. Gene Ontology annotation, cellular component: chaperonin-containing T-complex. Bases 149 to 1795 code for a protein of 548 amino acids. Gene Ontology annotation, biological process: protein folding. NCBI's taxonomy places the organism in Eukaryota, Fungi, Ascomycota, Eurotiomycetes, Onygenales, Onygenaceae. Gene Ontology annotation, molecular function: ATP hydrolysis activity; ATP binding; ATP-dependent protein folding chaperone. The record is from RefSeq and is a predicted model, not a curated record. The transcript is spliced from 11 exons.
CAAGGCCGCGCCGACGAUUGACUUGUGCUGCAGUCUCGAGUUUCCAAUCGUAUCUUUACAGCAUUGUUCCUGAGGGUUGUAAUUUUUUCUCUCCGGGAGUCACCAGCCCUGUCGAUAGCCUUGGCCGCUCAGCGGUACGAUUUUCAACAUGGCGAUGAAGAUUGAUAUGUCACAAGCUUCUGUUAUGAAAGAUGAACAAGGCAGACCCUUCAUUGUCGUUCGAGAUCAAGGGAAGAAGAAGAGACAACAUGGAACAGAUGCUGUCAAAUCACACAUCUUAGCUGCAAGAACAGUAUCCAAUAUUGUCAAGACAUCACUGGGCCCCCGAGGGCUUGACAAGAUAUUAAUUUCGCCAGACGGAGAUAUCACCGUCACAAACGACGGAGCUACCAUUCUAUCCCAGAUGGAAAUUUCAAAUAAUGUUGCCAAAUUGUUAGUUGAGCUCUCCAAAUCGCAGGAUGAUGAAAUUGGGGACGGAACAACUGGUGUCGUCGUACUUGCUGGUGCCCUGCUGGAACAAGCUGCGGACCUCAUUGAUAAGGGUAUUCACCCGAUCCGCAUUGCGGAUGGAUUCGACCAGGCUUGCGAAAUCGCAGUUUCACAUCUUGACAAAAUCAGUGAUGAGGUUAAAUUCUCCCGUGAUAACCAGGAAAACCUCUUGAAAGUCGCAAAGACUUCUCUAGGCAGCAAGAUCGUUUCCAAAGCACAUGAUCAUUUUGCAAAGAUCGCAGUCGACGCAGUGCUUUCCGUUGCUGAUCUGGAAAGAAAGGACGUCGAUUUCGAACUGAUUAAGGUCGACGGUAAAGUUGGAGGAUCCUUGGAACAGUCGCUUCUCGUAAAGGGAGUUAUCGUCGACAAGGAUUUUUCGCAUCCACAAAUGCCAGACGAAGUUAGGGAUGCAAAACUUGCAAUUUUGACCUGUGCAUUUGAACCUCCAAAACCGAAAACCAAGCACAAGCUCGAUAUUACGAGCGUCGAAGAAUUCAAAAAGCUACAACAAUAUGAGAAAGAUAAAUUCACUGAAAUGAUUCAACAGCUAAAAGAUACUGGAGCAAAUCUCGUCAUCUGUCAAUGGGGCUUUGAUGACGAAGCCAACCACCUUCUUCUCCAGAAUGAUUUGCCGGCAGUUCGAUGGGUCGGUGGUCCCGAAAUUGAAUUGAUUGCUAUCGCCACCAACGGCCGAAUUGUUCCCCGAUUUGAGGACCUAAGCCCAGAAAAAUUAGGGACUGCUGGCCUGGUUAGAGAAAUGACCUUUGGUACCACGAGAGAGAAAAUGCUGGUUAUCGAGGAGUGUGCAAACAGCAGAGCUGUCACUGUCUUUGUUCGCGGAAGUAAUAAGAUGAUUAUUGAUGAAGCCAAGCGGUCACUGCAUGAUGCUCUGUGUGUUGUCAGGAACCUAGUGCGGGAUAACCGCAUUGUAUAUGGUGGUGGUGCAGCAGAAAUUUCUUGUUCACUUGCCGUGCAAGAGGCUGCUGAAAAGUGUCCUGGAUUGGCUCAGUAUGCCAUGCGCGCUUUUGCAGACGCAUUGGAUGCCGUACCCAUGGCCCUUGCCGAGAACUCCGGAUGGAGCCCUAUUGAAACCCUAGCCACAAUCAAAUCGCGACAAGUCAAGGAGCACAACUCAAGACUGGGAGUUGAUUGCAUGCAAACUGGCAGUAACGAUAUGAGAGAGCAUUUUGUCAUUGAUCCACUCAUCGGAAAGCGUGCGCAAUUACUUCUUGCAACCCAGUUAUGCAGACUUGUCCUAAAGGUGAACAACGUAAUCAUUGCUGGAGAGGACGAGGAUGAAUAUUAAAAGCCUGGUCACCUUAAUAGACUGGAGGGGACAUUGACCGCCUUUCCAAUCUUCUUUUUAUGAAAGAAUAAAGCUUUGAACAAAGGAAUAGUAUAAAAUGGAUUUCCAGUGAUAGA